Messenger RNA from Carcharodon carcharias (great white shark), 2161 nucleotides. It is a transcript of the gene mak, whose product is annotated as male germ cell-associated kinase. The transcript is spliced from 12 exons. The record is from RefSeq and is a predicted model, not a curated record. Gene Ontology annotation, biological process: intraciliary transport; protein phosphorylation; intracellular signal transduction. Bases 339 to 1967 code for a protein of 542 amino acids. Lineage: Eukaryota; Metazoa; Chordata; Chondrichthyes; Lamniformes; Lamnidae. Gene Ontology annotation, cellular component: nucleus; cytoplasm; cilium. Gene Ontology annotation, molecular function: ATP binding; protein serine/threonine kinase activity.
GCGAACGCGGCGGAGCCAGGUAGAUUGGGAUGUGUAAAUAAGCAGCAGCUGCACCAGGAUAACAGCUCCGUUGUUAGCAGCAACCAGCAAAACUGAGAGUGGCAGAGGAUCAGUUACAACUGACAGCCUCCCACUGUAUUAUGACUACACACUGAGGAAAUAUAAAUCAACCAACAUGCAUUGGAAGAUGAUUUCUUUCACAACUACGAACAAUGUCUGACACCUGUUUAAAUCAGUCUUGGAGUUAUACUUUUUUUUGAAACAAGGUGAAUCAAACAGAUGAAGGCAUAUUUUACAUGAUUUUUAAAUGCUGUUCUGUGUAUAGUUUUUUUUAAAAUAUGAAUCGUUACACAACUCUGAAACGGUUGGGAGAUGGCACAUAUGGCAGUGUGCUUAUGGGAAAGAGCAAUGAGUCUGGAGAAUUGGUGGCCAUCAAAAGGAUGAAAAGGAAAUUCUACUCCUGGGAAGAAUGCAUGAAUCUCAGGGAAGUUAAGUCACUUAAGAAGUUAAACCACGCAAAUGUUAUCAAGCUGAAAGAAGUUAUAAGGGAAAAUGACCAUCUUUACUUCGUUUUUGAAUACAUGAAAGAAAACCUGUAUCAGCUAAUGAAAGACAGAAACAAGAUGUUUCCUGAAUCAGUCAUUAGGAACAUAAUGUAUCAGAUAAUACAAGGGCUAGCUUUUAUUCAUAAGCACGGAUUUUUUCAUCGUGAUAUGAAACCGGAAAACUUGCUCUGCAUGGGUCCAGAACUUGUUAAAAUAGGAGAUUUUGGAUUAGCCAGAGAGAUUAGAUCACGCCCACCCUAUACAGACUAUGUAUCUACACGAUGGUAUCGUGCUCCUGAAGUUCUAUUACGAUCCUCAGCCUAUAGUUCUCCGAUUGAUAUAUGGGCAGUGGGCUGCAUUAUGGCUGAGUUAUACACACUGAGACCACUUUUUCCAGGGACCAGUGAAGUGGAUGAAAUCUUUAAAAUUUGCCAAGUGUUAGGUACGCCAAAGAAAAGUGAUUGGCCAGAAGGUUAUCAGCUUUCAGCUGCUAUGAAUUUCCGUUUUCCACAAUGUGUACCCAUACAUCUGAAGACAUUGAUUCCUAAUGCUAGUAAUGAAGCAAUACAACUAAUGAAAGGUACACUUCAUUGGGAUCCAAAGAAAAGGCCAAAUUCUGGUCAGGUACUACGAUAUCCUUAUUUUCAAGUGGGCCAAGCUUUAAGUAUUCCUAUGCAAUAUGUACAACAGCCACAGUUACAGAAUAACAUAGCUCAGCCAACAGAACUCAAGCAAGUAUCUUUGCCAAAACAUGAAUCUCAGCUGCAGCCUCCAUCUCAAGCCCAGCUUCCUUCUCAACCCCAGCUGAUAAGAACACAUCAACCACUCCAACAGGUACAAAUACUACUAGAGACUGUUAACCAAGAACCUCAAAAACAAUUGCUGAAAUUCACGCAAACCAUUCUUCCCUCCAUCAUUAACAACACCUAUCAGAAGCCAGCAACAGGAAGUGAGAAUAAUGCUAUAGGCUUCAAAAGUGGCAGACGGCACUGGGGUCAAACUGCACUGAGAACUAUGCAUGAUUGGGAUGAUUUUGGUAAUUCUGACUUUGGAAUGUCCUACGCAAAGAAACCUAGUGUGGUAGCAAUGAAGGAGAAAUCCAAUGAUGAUUCUUUUAAGAGGGCAGCCGAGCACAAACAGCAAAACCAUGAUAUCAGAGGAAACAAAACCGGUCCAAACACCACCAUGAUGAAAUUGGAUUCUGGAUUAUCUACAAGUUCAGCAAAGCAACACUAUUUGAGGCAAUCAAGAUACCUUCCAGACUAUGAUGCAUGGAAAAUCAAAUCAACCAGAUCCCAGCUCCCAGGCCUCAACUAUAACCCAGCUACAAAAAACUCUGCAGGACUGCUAGCCCAUCCACCAGCUAUUGAGUCAGUGCACGGAAGGACUGAUUGGACAACUAAAUAUGGUGGCCAUAGAUAAGCUGCCACUGUCAACAUUCUGUUGCAUCAGACCCUACUGAUCAUUCUGAACCAGGAACAGCUGCUAGUCUGAUGUAACAGCAGCGCCAAAACUAUCCAAAACAGCAAAGAUCGUAAACUAAAUUUAUUUAUUUUUACUCAUUCAUGGGAUGUGGGCAUCACUAGCUAGGCCAGCAUUUAUUGCCCAUCCUCAAU